AUGAAAAAAGGUCAAAGUCAAGUUCAUUCGGAUUUACUGAACUUUCUGGAGGCAUUUUUGCCUAAAAAGAAGAAAAAAGUUCUGCUCGGUGUUGCUGAUAGUCGUCUAGCUGUCUCAAUUUCAGAGGCAUUUCAAUCUCUUUUACGGUGUACUUUUGCUGUUGUUGUUCAGGAAAUCCUUAGAGGAGUUCGAACACAUUUCCAUUUGUUGGCUAAGGAUUUGCCUCAUGCGUCUUUAAAUAAAGCACAACUUUCGUUGGGUCAUAGCUAUUCACGCUCAAAGGUUAAAUUCGAUGUCCAUCGUGUCGAUAAUAUGGUUAUUCAAUCAAUUGCUCUUUUGGACCAACUAGAUAAGGAUAUAAAUCUUUUUGGAAUGCGUAUAAAAGAAUGGUAUGCAUAUCAUUUUCCGGAGCUUAUUAGAUUAGUGCCAGACCUUUACAAAUAUGUUAAAUGUGCUUCUGCCAUAAUGGAUAGAGAAAAAAUUGAUAAUAAUGUUGAAGAGAAGAUUAAAGAAAUUAUUGAUGAUGAGCAAAAGGCGGCUGAAAUAAUCGAAGCAGCACGUACUUCAAUGGGAAUGGAAAUUGCUCAAAUGGAUUUAAUUAACAUUGAUGCUUUUGCCAAACGCGUUGCUGCAUUGGCUGAAUAUAGACAACGUUUACAUGAAUAUAUUAAAAAUCGUAUGGAUAGCUGUGCGCCUUCGUUGUCUGCAUUAAUUGGAGAACAAGUUGGUGCGCGUUUAAUUUCUCGUGCUGGAAGUUUAACAAAUUUGGCAAAAUAUCCAGCAUCGACUAUUCAAAUUUUGGGAGCUGAGAAGGCACUUUUUAGAGCAUUGAAAACUAAAACAAAUACUCCAAAAUAUGGUCUCAUUUUCCAUUCAACAUUUAUUGGACGUGCCCCACCUAAACAUAAGGGAAGAAUUAGCCGAUUCCUUGCUAAUAAAUGUGCAAUUGCUUCCCGUAUUGAUAGUUUUUCUGAUUUGCCAGUUCCUACGUUUGGAGAAAUGCUUCGACAACAAGUAGAGGAUCGACUAACAUAUUACGACACUGGAACUGCGCCUAAAAAGAAUAUUGAUGUAAUGCAUGAAGCAAUGGAAUUGGCAAAUGAAGAAAAGGCAAAGAUUGAAAAACUUCGCAAGAAAGAAAGGAAACGUUUAAAACGUGAAAGAGCUGCAGCAGUAGAAGAGGAUGAGGUAAUGCAAACCGAGAAUGGAGAAGGAGGUAAAGUUGAAAAGGAGGAAGAAAUUACUUCUCCACCUGCUAAGAAAAUGAAAAAGAAAAAGGCAAAGAAAGUUGAGGAAUGAAAAUUUGGGGAAAAAGUUUUUUUUUGUUAUUUAAUUUAAAUUGUUGUUUUUUUUAUUUUGAAUUUAUGAAAACAUUUGUUAAUUUUUGAAUGUUAAAGAAAUUAAAUUUAAUGAAAAAUAAAUUGAUAUUUGAAGUUAUUUUUAUUUAAGUAUUUAAAUACAGUAGUGGACAAAAUUAUAACGGCUUUCGCUUUGUUUAAACCUUUCGCCUUAUUAAUAGUAUUAAAAAAUUUAUUUAUAUGCUCAUUUUAUAGC
This is a messenger RNA of Meloidogyne enterolobii, 1554 nucleotides long. Lineage: Eukaryota; Metazoa; Nematoda; Chromadorea; Rhabditida; Meloidogynidae. The record is from the annotation of a GenBank genome assembly.